CCGGUGACAUCUCAGUUUAUAAAGCCGACUGUAGAAAAGCUUCAGCAUCUAUCGGUUCUGCGCUGUUGCUUCUAUUAGCCCGUGGCUUUUAAAAAGACGUUUUUAGUCUUUCUGUAUCCUGGUUUUGAGAAAAGCAGAAAAGUGCGUGCCAGAUUGAAGCAAAUGGAUGCAAUUUUGAACUGCAGACUGGAGGACAUGGAAGAUUAUUACAGUUUGCUAGGAUGUGAUGAAUUGUCUACUGUUGAACAAAUUGUUUCCGAAUUUAAGAUCAAAGCACUUGAGUGUCAUCCUGACAAGCAUCCUGGGAAUCCGCAAGCUGUGGAGACUUUUCAGAAGCUUCAGCAAGCUAAAGAGAUUCUUACCGACGAAGAAAGCCGAGGUCGUUAUGAUUACUGGCGGAGAAGCAAAAUUACUAUCCCGUUCCAACAGUGGGAGGCUCUGAGCAAUUCUGUCAAAACGUCAAUGCACUGGGCUGUCAGAAGUAAAAAAGAACCAAUGCUGGAAGCUCCUGACUUAAAUCUGAAUGACAAAAUGUCUGAAGGUUGUUCCCAGAAGGCUGAAAACAACAAUGGUGAAUUGUUGGGUGACAGAAAGGGGCAAGGAGACUUUGAUCCCACUGAUGAGAAGCUGCUAUCACCAAAGAGCCCUGAUUCCCCAGCAUUUUCAGAUCAAAACGGUUGGCACUUGCGUUUCCGCUGGUCUGGUGACACUCCAUCUGAACUCCUGCGGAAAUUUAGAAACUAUGAAAUAUGAAGCAGAAGACCAAAUGUAUGCGAAAGGCCAAAUAUGUGUUGAACCUUCUGUUCACCAUUUCAGUAUUUUUGUAUAUGUUUAUAAAGGAUUGUUUGUGUCUAUGGA
Messenger RNA from Elgaria multicarinata webbii, 858 nucleotides. RefSeq names its product DnaJ heat shock protein family (Hsp40) member C12 (gene DNAJC12). The record is from RefSeq and is a predicted model, not a curated record. NCBI's taxonomy places the organism in Eukaryota, Metazoa, Chordata, Lepidosauria, Squamata, Anguidae. The coding region runs from base 163 to 753 and encodes 196 amino acids. The transcript has 5 exons. Gene Ontology annotation, cellular component: cytoplasm.